ACCACAACUGAGUCAACAACAACUUUAACUGUUUCAACAUCGACCACGAAUGAGUCAACAGUAACCACAACUGAUUCAACAACAAGUACAACUGAUUUAACAACAACCACAACUAAAUCAACAACCACAACUGAUUCUAAAUCAACCAUAACUUCACCUGUAACAGAAACAACUGAAUCUACAAUUACCAUAACUACACCUAUAACAUCCACAACUGAUUUAACAUCGACUACAACUGACUCUACAACAACCCCAACUGUUUCAACAUCGACCACAACUUACUCUAGGACAUCCACAACUAAUUCAACAACAACCACAACUGAUUUUACAUCAACUUUAACUUCUCCUAUAACAGACACAUCUGAAUCUACAACUACCAUAACUACACCUAAAACAACGACAACUGAUUUAAUAUCGACUACAACUGACUCUACAACAACCACAACUGAAUCAAAAACAACCAAAAGUGAUUCUACAUCAACCAUAACUUCACCUAUAACAGAAACAACUGAAUCUACAACUACCCUAACUUCACCUACAACAAUCUUAACUGAUUUAAUAUCGACCGCAACUGAUUCAAGAUUAACCAAAACCGAUGCAACAACAACCACAUCUGAUUCUACAUCAACCUUAUCUUCACCUAUAACAGAAACAAUUGAAUCUACAUCUAUCAUAACUCCACCUUCAACAACCUCAACUGAUUCAACAUCGACUACCACAGAGUCAUCAACAACCACAACUGAUUUUACAUCAACCGCAACUGAUUGAACAACCACCACAUCUGAUUCUACAUAAACCACAACUUUACCUUUAACCGAUACAACUAAAUCUACAACUACCAUAACUACACCUGCAACAACCUUAACUGAUUCAACAUCUACCACAACUUUUUCAACAACAACCAUAACAAAUUCUACAUCAACCAUUACUUUACUUAUAAUAGAAACAACUAAUUCUACAACUACCAUAACUUCACCUGCAACAUCCUCAACUGAUUUAACUUCAACCGCAACUGAUUCAACAAUUUUUUCCUUUGGUUUAAGAACAACCACAACUGAUUCAACAACAACUACUACUUAUUCGCCAUCAACCACCGAAUCCUCUACAUCUUUUUUGGAGCAUACAAGAACAACAUCUGUAUCUAUAUCAUUUUCAUCCGAUUUUACAAGCAAAGUUCCUAAAAUCUAUCAACCAUAGCUAAAUUUGCAUUAACCACAUUUUAACCUACAACAUUUUUUUUGGGGCAUAAAGUAUAUUGAUAACAAAAGCUAUUUUGAAUGAUGCUUUAACAUCCGCAAAUGAGUAGACAAAAGUUACUACUAUGGCAACAGCCAACUUAAUCGAAGAGAUGACAAAAUAUGUUACAUCAAGCACAUAUGGUCUUUUAACAAAUGUUUUUCGGCGACAACAAUCAUAUAUACGACAACGACACUCUAAACUCCACAUACUACAACUUAGACAACAAUAAUUACACAAUCUAUAAAAUCGACAUUUUUGAAGAUUGAUAUAUUUUUUAAAACACAUUUGCUUUUUGUGAACUAAUUAUUUUAUAAUGAA
Molecule: messenger RNA, 1557 nt
Organism: Hydra vulgaris (swiftwater hydra)
Lineage: Eukaryota; Metazoa; Cnidaria; Hydrozoa; Anthoathecata; Hydridae
Source: RefSeq, a predicted model, not a curated record